AUGGUCUACGAAGACAAACCUGCUACCUCUCCUCCAGAGGACGACCCGUCCUUUGUUGGAAAAAGCCUAGUUGGCACUGUCAAGGAAACUUCACAUCCUGAUAAAGUUAGGAAAGUUUGCCGCUCUGUAGAAGCCCCGAAGAAACAGUUUGACGGGCCCCGCAAACUAUAUCCUGAAGAAAAGGUCAGACGUUGCCAGGAAUGGACUGCCGAGGCCGUUGCGGCCCUCACCCAAGCUGGCCUUCUGAACCAGGACAACAUUAUUUCUGCGUAA
Messenger RNA from Ophidiomyces ophidiicola, 273 nucleotides. RefSeq lists its product as uncharacterized. Bases 1 to 273 code for a protein of 90 amino acids. The record is from RefSeq and is a predicted model, not a curated record. The transcript has a single exon. NCBI's taxonomy places the organism in Eukaryota, Fungi, Ascomycota, Eurotiomycetes, Onygenales, Onygenaceae.